This is a messenger RNA of Mytilus californianus (California mussel), 977 nucleotides long. RefSeq names its product golgin subfamily A member 6-like protein 22. The transcript has 6 exons. The coding region runs from base 158 to 883 and encodes 241 amino acids. NCBI's taxonomy places the organism in Eukaryota, Metazoa, Mollusca, Bivalvia, Mytilida, Mytilidae. The record is from RefSeq and is a predicted model, not a curated record.
ACGCGUUAUCGAAGAUUCGUCGCCGAUACAUAGAGGCCGGAUUUUUCGUUGGAAGUCUAAAGGUCUAAUCGAUUUAAGCUUUUUCCAAACUAAGGAGUGAUAGAAAAGUUGAUUUUUCAAAUCGGUAAAAGAGGAUCAAGCUUUUCUAUAUGAAGCUAUGCUCUCUGAACCGAAAACUGGUUGGGAAGGAUGGACAGGGUUUAAGAAAAACCAGAAGACAACAGAUAAUGGAAAAGAAGACAUAACAACCACAGCAGGUGAAGCUUCAGCGUCUGGUGGGAACCAAGAAGAUUACAUAGAAAUCAGAAACUCAGUUGGAAACCUCAUCGGAUACAUUAAGAAGGAUGAAGUCAAUCUUGACUUUGAUACCGAAAAGACGGUAGAACAUAAGAAAAGAGAUAAAAUGGAGAAAGCAAUGGAUAGAGAAACAGAAAAGGAUGAAAACAAGGUUGUCAGGAGAUAUGAGAAAGUUGUUGAUGGAAUGAUGCAUCAACAUAUCAAAGAUAUACGAAGGAAAAUCGCAGAACUGAAACAGGAACUUAAGGAACACGAAAAGAAGCUAAAAUUAGAUAUAACAAAACGACAAAGAAAGCUAGAGAUUGAUAUCAAAGAGAGCAAAAAAUUUGAGAAAGAAUUAAAGAAAAGAAAAACCAAGAAAGAGACUGGAGAAGAAAAACACAGAAAAAAGCUUUUGAAGAAUGAAAUGAAACAUAGAAAACAACUGAUAAAGGACGACAAACGAAAAGUAAAGAGAGAAAAAGAAGACAAUAAGAGAUAUUUAAAAUCAGUGGAUGAUAUAAUGAAAAGUUGCCUCAAGGAUUCAGAACAGGAAUGGGAAAAGGAAAGUAAAGUACUGAAAGCAUGUAUGAAGAAAAAGAAAUAAAGAAGAAACAAUAAAUAGAUAUAUACAUAUUGGAAUACUUCAUACAUUCUAGUUUGUUAGUUUGUAACUGAUAUGAUUAAAUCUAUAAUUUAUU